AUGUCCGUAGCAUCUGUCGUCCUCGGGCGCAAGAUAGGAACACUCAGCGCGCGUGACGACGUCUCGCAGUGCGCCAUAAACUGCAUCGUUCAAUCAGGCUUCUCCGAAGGCUGCACAGACUUCACGAAUCUGCAAUGCAUAUGCACGAACGGACUCUUCCUACAAGCGGCGCUCGCAUGCGUGCAGGACCAAUGCUCAGCGGACGACGUGCAGACGGCAUUCCAGCUGUACAAAGAUGAGUGCGGCGCUUCUGCGGAUGGAACUGCACCCGCGAUGCCUACCACGACCGGGAACUCGUCGGUGGUUGGUGGAAACUUUUCUUCAAGAUUGGCUUUACCCUCCGACGCAAUUUCCGCGACUGUGCUCACCACUUCCAUUACCCCUACUUCGAGUAACGGCACGUCGUCUGCUCCGGCCGGCUGA
Trametes versicolor FP-101664 SS1 is the source of this 423-nucleotide messenger RNA. RefSeq lists its product as uncharacterized. The coding region runs from base 1 to 423 and encodes 140 amino acids. The record is from RefSeq and is a predicted model, not a curated record. The transcript has 3 exons. NCBI's taxonomy places the organism in Eukaryota, Fungi, Basidiomycota, Agaricomycetes, Polyporales, Polyporaceae.